Dimorphilus gyrociliatus is the source of this 1222-nucleotide messenger RNA. NCBI's taxonomy places the organism in Eukaryota, Metazoa, Annelida, Polychaeta, Dinophilidae. The record is from the annotation of a GenBank genome assembly.
AAUGAAAUAUCAAUCACAAAUUAGAGACCUAGCAAGGCGGAAAAAAGGUGAAAUGACCUACAAAGAACUUGAGGCAGACUUGAAAAUCUCAAAACUUUCACUCCAGUAUAUCUGUGAGAACAAAAGAGAAGGAAAACCUGACAGAAGGGGAAGACCACCCAAAGCCAAUGACAGAGUGAAGACAUUGAUUAAGAGAGAGUGUAUAAGAUUGCAGGAAAACAAAGAGUUGGCAACUGCUGAAAAAAUUAAGGAUAAUUUAAGCCUGGAUGUUUCUGAAAGAACCAUUCUGAGGAUUCUAAAUAAAAAUAGAGCAAAGUAUCUGUCUAUUUUGAAGGUAUGCCCUUUGUCAGCAAGAGCAAAAAGCACACAGUUAAGUAUACUUGGUAGAUGGGUUCAGAGCCAAAUUGAAUACAAAAAAGUUGGCAAAUAUGCAAAAAAAACUUUUAAAGAGGCAAAUGGUUCCCUAAAUAUAUGGGGUUUUAUAAAAAGUGAUGGCAGCAGAGGUUUAUAUAAAAGUAAUUUAAAUUUGGAGAAAUAUCGAGAAAUUCUUGAUAAAUCUGUUUUAGAGAAUUAUAAUAGAGACCAUGUAUUCGUACAGGAUAGUGCUCCAUGCCAUACAUCAAGGGGUACCUUGAGGUAUCCAAAUGAAAAGAACAUAAGGCACUUGGAAGACUGGACAGACCAGAGUCCAGACCUAAAUCCUAUUGAAAAUUUAUGGUCAUACCUAAAAGGAAGGUAUGAGAAUGAGGUUGUUGAACCUAAUGUAAGAUUCAGUGUUCCUGAAUGGAGUGGAGAUAAUUUUAAAGUUAUUUCAAUUGAGGAAUGUUUUGCUGUUUGCAAUUCCUAUGAAGAAUGCAAGGCAAUUGAUUAUAAAAUGGCAACAAAACGUUGUCAUUUAAAGAGUUCAUAUACAGGCAAGAGCUAUCGUGAUAACUUUGUAUUAUUUGUGAAAGAUACACAACCUCAAUUAUCGGACAACUUUUAUCAUAUUUGGGAGAAUAAGGUAGUUGUUUCAGACCCACCCUUUGUUUCUCCCAUAUGGAAUACUGAUUAUAAAGCAGUAAGUCUUGAUGUCUGUUUAAAAGAAUGUAAUUUGCAUUCCGGAUGCAAAGCUAUUGAUUAUGUUUUGGCAUCUAGAAAUUGCUCUUUAAAAACUCAAUAUACAAACUACAAAUUCUUUGAAGCAGGUCUACUCUACAUAAAAGGUGCUUUUUGUAAAUAA